Molecule: messenger RNA, 1959 nt
Organism: Oryctolagus cuniculus (rabbit)
Lineage: Eukaryota; Metazoa; Chordata; Mammalia; Lagomorpha; Leporidae
Gene: ALG1
Product: ALG1 chitobiosyldiphosphodolichol beta-mannosyltransferase
Cellular component (GO): endoplasmic reticulum
Molecular function (GO): mannosyltransferase activity
Source: RefSeq, a predicted model, not a curated record
CCGCGCGGGGAAACGCCGGCGGCAGGGGCGCGCGUCCCGGCAUGUGGUCGUCGUGGUGCUGGGCGACGUGGGCCGCAGCCCCCGCAUGCAGUACCACGCACUGUCGUUGGCCAAGCACGGCUUCUCCGUGACGCUCCUGGGCUUCUGCGACUCCAAACCCCGCGAUGAGCUCUUGCAGAGCGACCGCAUUCAGAUGGUGAGGCUGACUGAGCUUCGGCGCCUUGCAGUCGGGCCCCGACUUCUCCAGUACGGGAUCAAAGUUGCGUUUCAGGCCGUGCACCUGCUGUGGAGGUUGAUAUGGACGGAGCCCGCCGCCUACAUCUUUCUCCAGAACCCCCCCGGCCUGCCUGCCAUUGCUGUCUGCUGGUUUGUGGGCUGCCUUUGUGGGAGCAAACUCGUCGUCGACUGGCACAACUACGGCUACUCCAUCAUGGGUCUGGUGCAUGGGCCCCGCCACCCCCUCGUCCUGUUGGCCAAGUGGUACGAGAGGCUCUUUGGGCGCCUGGUGCACUUCAACCUGUGUGUGACCAACGCCAUGCGGGAAGACCUGGCGGAGAACUGGCACAUCAGAGCAGUGACCGUCCACGACAAGCCGGCGUCCUUCUUCAAAGAGACGCCCCUGCACCUGCAGCACGAGCUGUUCCUGAAGCUGGGCCACACCCACUCUCCCUUCAGGGCCCGCUCAGAGCCCUCAGACCCUGCUGUGGAGAGGUCGGCCUUCACGGAGCGCGAUGCUCGGAGCGGGGCGGUGACACAGCUGCGCGGGCGGCCGGCCCUGCUGGUCAGCAGUACAAGCUGGACAGAGGACGAGGACUUCUCCAUCCUGCUGGCUGCCUUAGAAAAGUUUGAACAGCUGGCCCUCCACGGAGACAACCUUCCUGCUCUAGUCUGUGUGAUAACAGGCAAAGGGCCCCUGAAGGAGCACUACAGCCGCCUGCUGGCCCAGCGACGUUUCCAGCACGUCCAGGUGUGCACCCCGUGGCUGGAGGCCGAGGACUACCCCUUACUCCUAGGGUCGGCGGACCUGGGUGUGUGUCUGCACAAGUCCUCCAGUGGCCUGGACCUGCCCAUGAAGGUGGUGGACAUGUUCGGGUGCUGCCUGCCUGUGUGUGCAGUGACCUUCAAGUGUUUACACGAGCUUGUGAGGCAUGAAGAGAAUGGCCUGGUCUUCCAGGACUCGGAGGAGCUGGCUGCUCAGCUGCAGAUGCUCUUCUCAAAGUUCCCGGAUCCCGCGGGCAAGCUGAGCCAGUUCCGGAGGAACCUCCGGGAGUCACGGCAGCUGCGAUGGGAUGAGAGCUGGGAGCAGACCGUGCUUCCUCUCCUGAUGGACCGGAAAGGUGCUCUGUGGCUUUCUUGAGCCUGAAAUGGUGCACGUUUGAGUCGAGCAAGGCCGUGGGUCCCGGAGUGGAAUGGAACAUUCCCCCAGCGUUCAAGCCCAGGGACAGCACUGUCAGCGUUUCCACGGGAGCUGUCUUCCCACGCUGCCUGCGAUCCUGAUUUCUCACCAUGUCCGGGAAGGGAGCCUACAGCGCCAGCUUCAGAAUCACCACCUCCCACUGCUCCUCGUAAGGAAACAGAGCCCGGUCGUGAGGGGGCACCACCUCCCAGCGGAUCCCGGCCUGGCCUGCAAACAGAGCACACGCGUCACAGGAUGCGGGUGUUUAGGGACGGACUGCCGGUCUGAUGGGCUCAGACUGCCAGGCCCACCCCAGAGCCUAGCACCAGGAACCUGCGACACCAGGAACCUGUGUUCUUGUCAGCAGUGGCGGGCAGCCGGGGGCAGCCCCCGCUGACUUGGUGCAGGCUGAGAAGGCCUGGGAUCUGACCAGCAUCUGCCUGGCUGCUCAGGACGCUGGCGGCCAUGGCGUCCUGCCGCGUGUUGACCAGUGCAAGGACGCCAGCCAGGGCCUCUGCGUUUCUGCCAUGAAGGAAGCAGUAAAGAUGUGAAUGUGUACAGGU